AUGGGGGACGAUGAUUACCAACAGAUGGGGGACAAUGAAGAAAUUGGAGAUGCUAUUAGUGAUGAGACUAGUACCAAUGGAAGUAUAAGCGAGGAUAGUGACUUUUUAGUGGAUGAACUUAAUAUGGUGGAGGAUAUCGAAGUGAAUAUGAAAGACUUCCACAGUGGUGUUUAUUCUUUUCCAAAUCUAGAUAACCACCAAUCAUUCAAUGCACCUGAUGUCACAGUUGAUGACGAUUUGGAGGUGAUAGAUACACAUUUGUUUGAAUCAGCUGGUGUAGAAGAAGAUGAGAGGAAGAAGUUAAUGAGAAGGUUAAACAAACCAACCACGUGUUCAUCAAGAGUAGUACAUGAAACUGCAUUCUAUCUGGGUCAAAUAUUUAAGUCCUCAUUAGAAGCGAAGGACUACAUUAAAAUGCAUUCAAUUCGAACUAGGAGAAACAUUUAUUUUGCAAAAAAUGAUAAACAAAGAAUUAGAGCAAAAUGCAGGGGUGUGGUCCCAGAAAUGACAGGUGGGCCAUGGACAAAAAGUAGAAUCAAAUGCAAGGACAAAACAGUCAGUUCACAAAAAGCAACAUGCCCUUGGGUGGUAUUAAUUUCUAGAUCUGAUGAAGAAAGCGAUUGGAUGGUGAAAACUUUGGUUCAUGAGCAUAGAUGUGUGCAGUCAAGAUCUAUUAAAGCGUGUACUUCUAAGUUUCUUGCAACCACCAUUCUUCAACAAGUGGAAGGAAACCCAACUAUCCCAGUCAAAGCUUUGCGUGUAGAGUUACAAAAGACAUACGAGGUGGGGAUGUCAAGAAUGAAGGUCUUUAGGGCUAAACAGCUUGCACAGAAACAUGUUCACGGAGAUUAUGAAAAGCAAUACAGCCUUCUCAGGGAUUAUGUACUAGAAUUACAACAGUGCAACCCAGGAACAACUGUGAAGAUUGAUGUAUACAGUGAACCAAAUGCAAACUUGGAAACUAGGAUGUUUAAGAGAAUUUAUGUCUGUUUAGGUGCAUUAAAACUGGGUUUUAAGGCAGGUUUAAGAGAUUUCUUAGGAUUCGAUAGGGCUUUCAUGAAGGGACCUUACCCUGGACAGGUUCUCACUGCUGUGGGUCUUGAUUCCAAUAAUGGGAUCUACCCACUAGCAUAUGCCAUAGUUGAAGCCGAGAACAAAAGCUCAUGGAGUUGGUUUCUAGAGUGUCUAGGUGAAGAUUUGGAGUUGUCUACAAAUUCAAACUUCACAUUUAUUUCUAACAGGCAAAAGGGGAUUUUACCUGCCAUUGCCAACCUAUUCCCUAGCGCUGAACACAGGUUUUGUUUAAGACAUAUUCACGAAAACAUGAAACUACAAUGGAGGGGGAAGGAGCACAGAGAUCAUUUAUGGGAAUGUGCAACAGCAACAACAGUUAGACACUUUGACAGAUUCAUGGAAGAUUUUAACAAGUUCAAUUCAAAGGAAGAGCACAUACAGAUAUUUUGUUGA
Lactuca sativa (garden lettuce) is the source of this 1467-nucleotide messenger RNA. RefSeq lists its product as uncharacterized. Lineage: Eukaryota; Viridiplantae; Streptophyta; Magnoliopsida; Asterales; Asteraceae. The record is from RefSeq and is a predicted model, not a curated record.